Molecule: messenger RNA, 900 nt
Organism: Diversispora eburnea
Lineage: Eukaryota; Fungi; Glomeromycota; Glomeromycetes; Diversisporales; Diversisporaceae
Source: the annotation of a GenBank genome assembly
AUGCCGUCAGGACUUGAUUUUUAUUCAUAUCUUUAUAAGGAUCUCGAAAAAAUGCAGUCUUCCAAGAAAAUAUUUCUGGCAAGGUUUUUAGAAGAAAAGAUAAAACAAGCAAGCGCGUGGUAUUAUACGUUGGACUAUUAUAUGGAUCGACUGAUUGAUAUACUAAUUUAUGUGAAUAUCAAAUCAGAAAUCAGAUUAUCAAGAAAUUAUUUCUUAAUGAUGAGCAAAACACAAAAAAUACAAAAAAUACGAUUUUCUCGACCUUUUUCGACAAGUCAACUUUCGUUUUAUGCAUUUAAGGACAGAAGUCGACCCAAUAUAGAAAUUCUUUUGAAAUCUCGGACAGAUACGCCUCAUAAAACUAAAAAUAUUAAUCACUCUAAUAAUUCAAUUUUCUCGUCAAAUUUCAACAAAUCUAUUCCUGUAGCAACAGAAUUACACAACUAUUCCUUAAAAUCUCCCACAAUUUUAAAACCAUCAUCAUUAGCAAAAAUGGAAAUUCUCGCAAGAUCAAAUCGUACACGUUUGAACACUAUCAGUACAAAUUCUUCUUCAAAUAAAGUCACAAGUCAUGUUGAUAAUGUUCCAAAGGGGUUCUUUAAAAUUACAUUACGUCGUUCGACAAUAGGAAUGCCUAGAAAACUUCGAGCUGUGGUGAAAGCUUUAGGAUUGAAACGUUUAUCACAAACUAUUUAUCAUGCUCAUACACCAAUUAUCGCUGGUAUGAUACUUAAAGUAAAGGAACUUUUAGAAGUAUCGAAUGUAAAAAAAGUACCAACACCUGAAGAAAGAAAGCAUCGUACCGAGCCUGGAUAUGUAAUACUUGAAAGAUAUCAACCUAAUUCACCAGUUUAUCAUAAUUUUAAUAGUCCUAAUAAUCUUAAUAGUUAUAAACUAUAA